This is a messenger RNA of Elaeis guineensis (African oil palm), 486 nucleotides long. NCBI's taxonomy places the organism in Eukaryota, Viridiplantae, Streptophyta, Magnoliopsida, Arecales, Arecaceae. The record is from RefSeq and is a predicted model, not a curated record.
CUUCCACAUCAGAAGAAGGUUUCCUUUCUUUCUCUUUGAUCGAUCUCUAAUUCACUACCACCAUGCAUCCACUAGUGGGGCCAAAUGUAUACUACUACCCAUCGGCCGGGCCAGCAGUGCCGCCACCGCCGAUUGGUGCUCCCUAUGCAUUCCAGAUGCAGCAGGGGCCUCAGCUGUGGUCCACCGGACUUUGCGCCUGCACCGACGACUGCAGCAGCUGUAGUUUUCUUCUUAUCUUUUAUCCUCAAUCCAUUACUUCUGGUUUUAGGAGAGAUUCAUGCGGUUCAAGCGCGGCACUGUAUGCACUAUCGCAUAUCACAUGUUGCCAAUGGAUAUACUCGUGCUUCUAUCGCUCCAAAAUGAGGACACAAUACUGCCUGGUGGAAAGGCCCUACAACGAUUGCCUUGUACACUUGUUUUGUGAAAAAUGCGGUCUUUGCCAGGAAUACCGAGAGCUUAAGAACCGUGGCUUUGACAUGCGUAUAG